AUGAAAGAGAUACGGAGAGAGGGAGCCCCAAGACCACCUGGAGUCAUACUGAGCCUCGAGGAGGAGAUGAAGUCGGUGAACAUGACCUGGGGUAGUUUCCAGAAGAAGGCCCAGCUCAGAACCACCAGGAGUGGAGAUCCGAAUCCUUCGUUGCUGCCCUACAUGCAAGGAGGCAUAACGGGCAUCUCCCUCUUCACGAACGUACCGAUAGAGGGCGCAUGCAGUAUGGCACUGCAACGCAUGCAAUCCGACCCUACAUUAGCAGAACGUACCACACUAAUGCCUGAACAAUUAGCCGAACUCCUGGAGUUCGUCUUCAGAUCCACAUAUUUUCUGUACAGAGGCUCUUUCUAUGAGCAAACAGAAGGAGCAGCAAUGGGUAGCCCAGUCUCAGCGGUUGUGGCUAACAUAUAUAUGGAAGGUUUUGAACAGAACGCCUUGCCCAAGUGUCCUUCCACAUGCCGCCCUCGGGUGUGGAAGAGAUAUGUCGAUGACACUUUCAUAAUUGUAAAUAGGUCCGAAACAGACAGCCUACUCGCAUACAUGAAUAGCCAGCAACCGUUCAUCCAGUUCACUCUGGAGACUGAGCAGGGAGGGAAAUUAUCAUUCCUUGACACGCUAGUCCAAAGACACGAGGGCGGGAAACUCUCCAACUCGGUCUACUGCAAGCCCACUCAUACAGACCAAUACAUACCAUUUGAUUCUCAUCACGACAAAUCGGUCAAGAAGGGUCUUGUUAGAGCAGCACGUAUUAAAACUCACCCACCUGAACUCCCAAGAGAAAGAGCAUACAUACGUGACGCCUUAUACAGCAACGGCUACCCACGCCGUUUUAUCGAGAACACUUUCAAGAAGAAACAACCGCCAAGGAAUCAGAAGGUUUUCAAGACUUGCACAGUCUUGCCAUACAUAGAUGGUAUUUCACCACAACUCAAACACCGAUUAGAAGGUCACGGUAUCCGAACGGUUUUCCGCUCGGACACCAUCCUACACAAACAGCUUGUACACCCCAAAGACCCAAUCCCUGAUCACAGACGUGAUGGCGUAGUAUACAACAUUCCUUGCAAGGGAUGUGACGGGUCUUACAUCGGUGAAACAGCCCGACCAAUAGUUGAACGCAUUUCUGAACACAAGCGCGAUGUUCGGUUACAGCGAACCGACACAUCCGCGGUGGCAGAACAUGCUUGGGAGAAGCAACACCACCCAGAUUGGGAGGAAAAUUAA
Messenger RNA from Lytechinus pictus (painted urchin), 1224 nucleotides. RefSeq lists its product as uncharacterized. The record is from RefSeq and is a predicted model, not a curated record. Lineage: Eukaryota; Metazoa; Echinodermata; Echinoidea; Temnopleuroida; Toxopneustidae. The transcript has 4 exons. The coding region runs from base 1 to 1224 and encodes 407 amino acids.